This is a messenger RNA of Aspergillus steynii IBT 23096, 1200 nucleotides long. RefSeq names its product Zn(II)2Cys6 transcription factor. Lineage: Eukaryota; Fungi; Ascomycota; Eurotiomycetes; Eurotiales; Aspergillaceae. The transcript has 3 exons. Gene Ontology annotation, molecular function: zinc ion binding; RNA polymerase II cis-regulatory region sequence-specific DNA binding; DNA-binding transcription factor activity, RNA polymerase II-specific. Gene Ontology annotation, cellular component: chromatin. The record is from RefSeq and is a predicted model, not a curated record. Gene Ontology annotation, biological process: DNA-templated transcription; regulation of transcription by RNA polymerase II. Bases 151 to 1155 code for a protein of 334 amino acids.
UUCGACUGCCACUUUCCAGGCUGCAGUGCGAGUUAUCGACGCAAGGAGCACCUCGCACGUCACCUGUCGCAACAUAAUACCCAGCCCCAGUCCUUCGAGUGUUCAAUUUGUAAUCGGAACUUUGGCCGGAAUGAUACCCUUCGUCGACAUAUGCGACGGGCUCAUGCGGCCGAUGAUCUCCCUUCCCAAACAAGACGCGCAUGCUCGCAAUGUCGGCGCCUGAAGUCUCGUUGCGAGGGUGGACCACCAUGCCGCGAGUGCGUCCAUCGUAAAGUCUUCUGCUCCCUCGAUGCCUCUGACAGGACGAAUCGUCGGGAUUCAGUCCGCCAUUUGCUGGACAGAGUACCUGAAUUGUCAGACACGGAAUCCCCCCGGCCUGAGAGGAGGGAUCAACACUUUAUCGAUCUCUAUUUCGAGCGAUUUCAUCCUCACUGGUCAUUCGUCCAUCGCGGGUCGUUUAACCUGUCUCGUGAAACACCCUUGCUCGCACAAUCAAUGAUGGUCAUUGGUCUUUGGGCGAGUGGCGAGCGGAAGGCGCAGCGCGCUGCUCUCGAUCUUCACAGAACACUGGACUCGGCCAUCCAUCAGCAGAGAGAGGUGUGGGAUGCCUUGCAUGCAUCAAAUUCAGAUGCCAGUAGUAGUGCCUGUUCCUGGCCGAUCCCGACUUAUCAGGCAAUCCUCCUGCAUAUCAUCUUCAGUAUAAUGCAAAAAGGCGGCUCCUCCGUGGGGUUUGACUUGAAGCUCUCCCUACCCCCUGCCGAUGAGCAACUUCUACACUCUCUUGUCGCGAGUUGCAAGCGACUAGGCAUGUUCUACUAUCCGAAUAUGCUUGCGCGGGUAGAUCCAGAGACCAUCGCGACAUUGGCCUGGGUCAGCAUCGAGGAAGUGAAACGGUUUGAUCUGGCCCUGUACAGAGUUCACAAGCUGUUGAGCAGAACAGAUGACGACCACAAUGUAGCCGAGACGUCACGCGGGGGCCUUACUGCGAGCGACCUUCAGUUCCCAAUGCCAUCAAACAACCGGCUGUGGAACGCCAAAGGCAGAGAAGAAUGGAUUCCUGCUAUAAUGGAAGACGCGAGCCUUGACACGUUAGAUGGCACUAAGAGAGAGGAAUGGAUUUGUAACUCGGCAGAGCUUAUUGAUUUAUUUGUCUAAUGGGAUUGCAUCGACUGUAAUCACCGACUGGAGUGAAGACUCAUC